AUGGCGGUGCCCAGCUACACCUACCUCAAGCUCAAGCUACCGGGCCCGAACGGGGUCAUCAUAGUGAGCGGCUCCUUCGAGCAGGCCUACGUCAGCAGCCGCGAGUACUUCGACCUCGCCACCACUGCGGCAAACUCAGCUGAGCUUGGCCAGCUUCGCGCCACCACUCCCGAGUGCUGUCCUGACCCUGGCAAGCCCAACCAGGCACCAGCCUUCGUCUCAACCGAUGAGACCAAGUCGAUCAUGGUCAACGACACCGAUCCAGCCAAGACGGUGCGAGUCGGCUCCCAGCUGUCGGCCAAAUAG
Messenger RNA from Panicum virgatum (switchgrass), 306 nucleotides. RefSeq lists its product as uncharacterized. The transcript has a single exon. The record is from RefSeq and is a predicted model, not a curated record. Lineage: Eukaryota; Viridiplantae; Streptophyta; Magnoliopsida; Poales; Poaceae. Bases 1 to 306 code for a protein of 101 amino acids.